Lycium barbarum (goji berry) is the source of this 1573-nucleotide messenger RNA. RefSeq names its product pseudouridine-5'-phosphate glycosidase. The transcript is spliced from 12 exons. Gene Ontology annotation, molecular function: pseudouridylate synthase activity. NCBI's taxonomy places the organism in Eukaryota, Viridiplantae, Streptophyta, Magnoliopsida, Solanales, Solanaceae. Bases 541 to 1383 code for a protein of 280 amino acids. The record is from RefSeq and is a predicted model, not a curated record.
UAUUUAAGUGGAGAGGAGUAGAGGUGGGUCCAUUAUCUCUCGAGUUUCAAACUGUGCUAUCGUAGAGAAGAGUAAAGGGGCAAACCCAUUGUUCAUUGAGUUUCAUACUAUGUGCACUAGCCAUCGUGGAGAAGAGUAGAGGGGCGGCCCAUUAUCCAUUGAGUUUCAAACUGUGUACCACUGGCCAUCAGGAAUUCUUGGCUUAUCAAAAAAAGAAAAAGUUAUAUGCUAAUUAUUAUUACAAUCUAAAGCAUAAUGUUGUACAUUACCAGGAAGUUGAAAAAAGAAUGUAAUGGAAAUAUGAAUGAGAGGUGAUGCUGUUACUUGAUCUCCAUGAGGGGCAGUUGUGGGAUGAGAUGUCAAUGGGUUCGGAGUUCUAACUGGCUUGAGGAGCAAAGGUCCAUGCAUCCACUGCUCUGUUGAAGCAGUUCUCAGUUUUCUUAAUAUUUACCAUCAUUUAAAGGAUCUUCACGUAUAUACAUAUAUAAAUUUGGAGCUGCAAGCUGUGGGUCUGGUGAACAGACUGUUUAUGCACUAGGAAUGCCGUAUCCUCAAAAUUUUGAGACAGCGAAAGAGUUGGAGGUCAUUGUGAGGGAGAAUGGAGCUGUACCUGCCACUAUUGCUAUUCUCGAUGGCGUACCAUGCAUAGGCUUGACUACAGAAGAACUAGAGAUUCUAGCACGUCUUGGGAGCAAAGCUCGAAAAACUGCUAGUAGAGACAUUGCACUUGUUAUGGCAGGCAGGGAGAAUGGGGCAACUACUGUCUCUGCAACAAUGUAUCUUGCUUCAAUGGUCGGUAUUCCAGUAUUUGUCACUGGUGGUGUUGGAGGAGUUCAUAGACAUGGAGAGAAUACAAUGGAUAUUUCUUCUGAUCUUACUGAGCUUGGAAAUACUCCUGUAGCUGUGAUCUCCGCUGGUGUAAAAUCGAUACUAGAUAUUCCUCGAACGCUUGAAUAUUUGGAAACUCAACGAGUUACUGUUGCAGCUUAUAAAACCGAUGAGUUCCCUGCUUUCUUCACACAAACCAGUGGCUGCAAGGCACCUGCUCGAGUAGAAUCACCAGAACAUUGUGCUCGAGUUAUUGAUGCGAACAUAAGACUUGGGCGGAAGAGUGGAAUGUUGAUAGCAGUCCCCAUUCCAAGGGAGCAUUCUGCUUCUGGAAGUUUGAUUGAGUCAGCAAUACAGCAAGCACUCCAAGAAGCACGAGAGAAGAAGAUUACCGGCAAUGCUGAAACUCCAUUCUUGCUUGCAAGAGUUAAUCAACUCACCGGUGGAGCAUCUCUAGCGUCAAACAUUGCACUCGUGAAAAAUAAUGCCAGCGUCGGUGCUAAAAUUGCUGUUUCGCUUGCCCAGCUUCAAAAGCAUAGCGAUAAAAGGUUGUAAUACUGUUAUAUUUCGCCGUCCUCCAUAUCAACUCAGCUAAGCAUUUUAAGCUCUUUGAGUCUGAAGGAAGCAGUGGCCUCGGCAAGCAGUAAACAUAGUACUGUAUAUGUAAUAAAAACAGUGUUCAAAAGUACUUAUGCAGCCACCAGAAAGUUGAUGCAACAUCUUUCCUUUAUAAUCUAUUAUUCUA